GGCGGGGACCGCGGACCUUCCUGGUGGCGCGGCAGCCGGGCGGCUCCUCCUUCCUCCCGGCCCUGGCGUGGAGCAGAGGGACACAGGUUCCCACGCUGGCGCCCGGCGACCGGGUGGGGCUGCGGCCGCUCAGGCCCAGCAGCUCCAUGGAGGACGCCGGCGAGGACCCCACCAUGUUUGCUGCCCACUCUCUGCCCAGUGACCCCCGUCUCUUGGCCACUGUGACCAACGCAUACCUGGGCACACGAGUGUUUCACGACACGCUGCACGUGAGCGGCGUGUACAAUGGGGCUGGCGGGGACACGCACCGGGCCAUGCUGCCCAGCCCCCUCAACGUCCGGCUGGAGGCCCCUGCAGGGAUGGGGGAGCAGCUGACCGAGACCUUUGCCCUGGACACCAACACAGGCUCCUUUCUUCACACCCUGGAGGGCCCCCGCUUCCGGGCCUCCCAGUGCAUCUAUGCGCAUCGCACGCUGCCCCACGUGCUGGCUUUCCGAGUGUCCAUCGCCCGCCUGGCCCCGGGGAGCGGGCCCAUCACGCUGCUCCUGCGGUCAGCCUUCUCCCCAGAAAGCCCAGACCUGGACCUGCAUCAGGGUCCUGACUUCCAGGGAGCCCGGUACCUGUAUGGCCACACCCUCACCCCUGAGCAGCCCGGGGGGCCACAGCAAGAGGUACACAUGCUGUGGACACCAGCACCCCCAGACCUGACCCUUGGGGAAGGUGAGGAGGCUAGGACGUGGGACUUCCUGACGGCGGUGGGCGGCAGCCAGGCUGAGGCUCAGGCCUGCCUCACUGAGGCCCUGCAGCUGCAGGCCAGGGGAGCUCUGUACACGGCUCACGCACAGGCCUGGGCCCAACUCUGGGUAGAAUGUGGCUUGGACGUGGUGGGGCCCCUGCCCCUGCGCCAGGCCCUGCGUGGCUCCCUCUACUACCUGCUCAGUGCCCUGCCCCAGCCCAAGGCCCCAGGAUACAUCUGCCAUGGCCUCAGUCCUGGGGGCCUCUCCAAUGGGAGCCGUGAGGAAUGCUACUGGGGCCACGUCUUCUGGGACCAGGACCUCUGGAUGUUCCCGAAUAUCCUGAUGUUCCACCCAGAAGCCGCCAGGGCCAUCCUGGAGUACCGCAUCCGCACGCUGGACGGGGCCCUGGAGAACGCCCAGAACCUGGGCUACCAGGGAGCCAAGUUUGCCUGGGAGAGUGCAGACUCCGGCCUAGAGGUUUGCCCCGAGGACAUUUACGGAGUCCAGGAAGUCCACGUCAACGGGGCCGUGGUGUUGGCCUUCGAGCUGUACUACCAUACCACCCAGGACCUGCAGCUAUUUCGAGAGGCUGGUGGCUGGGACGUGGUCAGGGCUGUGGCCGAGUUUUGGUGCAGUCGUGUUGAGUGGAGCCCCAGGGAGGAGAAGUACCACCUGAGGGGAGUCAUGUCCCCCGACGAGUACCAUUCAGGGGUCGACAACUCUGUGUACACCAACGUCCUGGUCCAGAACAGCCUGCGCUUUGCUGCUGCCCUGGCCCAGGACCUGGGUCUGCCCAUCCCCAGCCAGUGGCUGGCAGUGGCUGACGAGAUCAAGGUACCCUUUGACGUGGAGCAGAACUUCCACCCGGAGUUCGACGGGUAUGAGCCUGGAGAGGUGGUGAAGCAGGCAGACGUCGUGCUCCUGGGAUACCCAGUCCCCUUCUCCCUGAGUCCUGAUGUUCGCAGGAAAAAUCUGGAGAUUUACGAGGCUGUGACGUCCCCCCAGGGCCCCGCCAUGACCUGGAGCAUGUUUGCUGUGGGCUGGAUGGAGCUGAAGGACACAGUGCGGGCCCGGAGCCUCCUGGACAGGAGCUUUGCCAACAUGGCUGAACCCUUCAAGGUGUGGACGGAGAAUGCAGACGGGUCAGGCGCUGUGAACUUCCUGACAGGCAUGGGGGGCUUCCUGCAGGCGGUGGUCUUCGGGUGCACGGGGUUCAGGGUCACCCGAGCGGGUAUGACCUUUGACCCUGUGUGUCUGUCGGGGAUCUCCAGAGUGAGCGUCUCCGGCAUCUUCUACCAGGGGAACAAGCUCAACUUCUCUUUUUCCGAGGACUCCGUGACCGUGGAGGUCACAGCUCGAGCAGGGCCCUGGGCUCCUCACCUGGAGGCUGAGCUGUGGCCAUCCCAGUCCCGGCUCUCCCUGUUGCCAGGACACAAGGUCUCCUUUCCCCGCUCGGCUGGCCGGAUACAAAGGUCACCCCCGAAGCUGCCUGGAAGUUCCAGCUCCGAGUUCCCUGGGAGGACUUUUUCAGAUGUUAGGGACCCGCUCCAGAGCCCCGUCUGGGUCACCCUGGGUUCCUCCAGCCCCACCGAGUCACUCACUGUGGACCCUGCCUCUGAAUAAUCAGGAACGGUGGCUUCAGAGACGUCUCUUGGGCCUUCCCUCUGGCCACGUCUGCACCCACCCCUCCUGGGCACCCUCCUAGCCUGCCAUCCCUCACCUGCAGCCAGGCUCUCAGGGAAGGUCCAUGCUGCUUGGCCUGAGUUCAAGGCUUUCUGCCUGUAGCCUGGACUCCCGUGGACCCCCGUGGGCAGGUGGCUUCCCCGUGGCAUCCCCACACCGCCUCUGCCUGCCCCUGUGGACUGAUGCUAUCGCGCACCGUCCCACGGCCCCACCCCAAGCUCCUGAAGCCGGGGUCUGAGCCUGCAUCACCUCUGGCCUCUCAUCCCCCACUCUCCUGAGAGCCAGGGUCUGAGCCUGCAUCACCUCUGGCCUUUCAUCCCUGAGCCUGCAUCACCUCUGGCCUCUCAUCCCCCACUCUCCUGAGAGCCAGGGUCUGAGCCUGCAUCACCUCUGGCCUCUCAUCCCUGAGCCUGCAUCACCUCUGGCCUCUCAUCCCUGAGCCUGCAUCACCUCUGGUGUCUCAUCCCCCACUCUCCUGAGAGCCAGGGUCUGAGCCUGCAUCACCUCUGGCCUCUCAUCCCUGAGCCUGCAUCACCUCUGGCGUCUCAUCCCUGAGCCUGCAUCACCUCUGGCCUCUCAUCCCUGAGCCUGCAUCAGCUCUGGCGUCUCAUCCCUGAGCCUGCAUCACCUCUGGCCUCUCAUCCCUGAGCCUGCAUCACCUCUGGCGCCUCAUCCCUGAGCCUGCAUCACCUCUGGCAUCUCAUCCCUGAGCCUGCAUCACCUCUGGCCUCUCAUCCCUGAGCCUGCAUCACCUCUGGCGUCUCAUCCCCCACUCUCCUGAGAGCAGUGGUCACAGCGGCUGGCCACUCUGCUGAGAAGGCAGAGAGGCAGGCGCAGGCCUCAGCGUGGACAGCAGGGAUAAGGGGCAUGAAGGACGGGGACUCGGCCCCUUCAGAAUUCCUCAGGACUCUCAGGUGCAGCUUUGCCAAAAAGGAACUUUUCAUGUCAUGCAGUUGAGGGGACUUAGUCUCAAUCCCAGGCUCCUCUUGACUCUGGGCAGCUUUAAUCAGGUUGGGCAGCCUCUGCUACAGCGUGGGGUGGGAUGGCUCUCUUCCCUCAGCCACGCCGCUUGUGAGGACAGAGGUGGGGGAGUGGGAAGUGGGAAGUCACCAGAGAACAAGAGAGGGAUUUGAGGGCGAGACCCCAGCGCUCUCCACGGACCAGCCAGAGGGACUGGAGCCAGGUGUGCAUGGGUUCAAGGCCCUGGCCCUGCCCAGCCUCUGUCUUGGGAGCUCAGCCCCAGGGUUGGGUCGUCAGCAGUUUCCCAAGAACAAGAUGUGAUGGCAUCUGCUGCUGAAACCCUGAUGAGGACCAGGCCCCCUGCACCGCUGUCAGCCUGAGGAAUUAAAGCUUUGGUGCUGGGAAGAGCAUUA
This is a messenger RNA of Pan troglodytes (chimpanzee), 3793 nucleotides long. RefSeq names its product protein-glucosylgalactosylhydroxylysine glucosidase (gene PGGHG). The transcript has 14 exons. Gene Ontology annotation, cellular component: cytosol. Gene Ontology annotation, biological process: carbohydrate metabolic process. The record is from RefSeq and is a predicted model, not a curated record. NCBI's taxonomy places the organism in Eukaryota, Metazoa, Chordata, Mammalia, Primates, Hominidae. Gene Ontology annotation, molecular function: protein-glucosylgalactosylhydroxylysine glucosidase activity. Bases 147 to 2360 code for a protein of 737 amino acids.